UAUUACUUCUAGCCAGAAUGGAUUCUGAGAAAAGAGGAAAAAACAACAUAGUCCUGGCGUCUCUUCCCCGGAAGUAUCUCAGCAAAUAAAACAGCGCAGUAUUUGUGUGCAGCUCCGUCUGUUUGGUCCGAUCCAACCAGUUAAUAGUUUACACCGCAACUAUGUCUACCGAAAAAUGCUUCGUCGAUGGAAGUGCUGCCCCUGGUCCAGUGCAGCCAGACCGGCUGCGUCUCUACAGCAUGAGAUUCUGCCCUUUUGCCCAGAGAACCAGAUUAGUGCUCCAUGCCAAAGGGAUCAAGUUUGAAACCAUCAACAUCCACUUGCAAAAGAAACCUGUCUGGUACCUUGAAAAGAACCCUGAAGGUCUCGUGCCGACUAUAGAGACACCUGCUGGUGAAGUGGUGUAUGAGUCUUCUAUCACCUGUGAGUACCUGGAUGAAGUGUACCCUGAGAAGAAACUGCUUCCUGCAAUUCCUUUUGGAAAAGCCAAGCAAAGGAUGAUGCUGGAUCAUUUUUCCAAGAUAAUACCACACCUCUUCAAGAUCUCAUCGGCGAAAAGAAAGGGUGAUGAUGUGUCGGGAUUUGAAGCUGAGCUAAAAGAGAAGUUUACCAAGUUAAAUGAACAUUUGGUGAAACAGAAGACAAAGUUCUUUGGUAGUGAUACCAUAACCUUCAUCGACUACAUGAUGUGGCCCUUCUUUGAGAGACUAGGGAUGUUUGGUGUGCAACACUGCCUGGACCACACACCUGAGCUGAAGAAGUGGACUGAACGCAUGCUGGAGGACCCAGCCGUUAAAGCCACCAUGCACAGCACAGAAAAUCACAAAGUCUUCUUCAACAGCUUCCUGGAAGGAGAGCCUGACUAUGACUAUGGCCUGUAAAAAACGAAUAAUCAUGAAUAACAGGCUGCUUUUGUAAUCUUUAGCAUUUGUACUCUUAAUGGCUACCAUAGGAUUUAAAAGUUCAAAUAUAAAUGUAUCAGGUUUGAACAAGUAAAUAUACAACUGUAAUCCUUUAGUAAAGCAUACAUUUUUAAAAUAUGAA
This is a messenger RNA of Girardinichthys multiradiatus, 1044 nucleotides long. Its product is annotated as glutathione S-transferase omega-1-like. Lineage: Eukaryota; Metazoa; Chordata; Actinopteri; Cyprinodontiformes; Goodeidae. Gene Ontology annotation, biological process: glutathione metabolic process. Bases 162 to 881 code for a protein of 239 amino acids. Gene Ontology annotation, cellular component: cytoplasm. The record is from RefSeq and is a predicted model, not a curated record. Gene Ontology annotation, molecular function: glutathione dehydrogenase (ascorbate) activity; glutathione transferase activity. The transcript is spliced from 6 exons.